AUGGCUCCCGGGAGCAUUGCCUCCAGUGACUCCUCGACCUCCUCGUCCUCCACGACCUCCAUGGCGGGGUUGCCUGGGUCGUCUGGGACUGAAAAGCCAGGCACGAGCCGAGGCGGCGUCCCAGCGCCGCGCCGCCACCCUCCCGUGCUGCGCAUGGUGCUGGAGGCGCUGCAGGCGGGGGAGCGGCGCCGGGGCACCUCGGUGGCGGCCAUCAAGGUGUACAUCCUGCAGAAGUACCCCACGGUGGACCUCAUCCGGCUCAAGUACCUGCUGAAGCAGGCCCUGGCCACGGGCAUGCGCCGCGGCCUCCUUGUCAGGCCCCUCAACUCCAAGGCCAAGGGGGCGACCGGCAGCUUCAAAUUGGUCCCCAAGCACAAAAGGAAAAUCCAACCCAGGAAGACAUCCGCCAUGACGGCCCGCAGGAGACCCGGUGAGGCUGAGGUGAAGGGCCCCAAGAAACCAAGCGAGGCAAAGAAGGACCCUCCCAAUGCAGGCGAGAUGAAAAAGCGACCCAGGAGGGCAGGGGACGUGAGGACGGCUCCCUCCAAACCAGGUGCAGCUGAAGAGAAGGCCCCCAAGAAAGGCAGCCAGACCCAGGACCAAGAGGCAAGACUGGGCGAGGCCAGGAAGGCCCCCAGACAGCCAGACAAGGCCAGGCGGGCCCCUCCCAGUGCCCGGGGGCCUGGCGGGAAGUCAAAGGUCAAAGGCAGAAGCAGCCAAGGUAGGUAUGCUGAGGCCCACAGAGAAACAAAAGAUGGGAGUCAGAGUUCAAAACCCACGGUCACCAAGGGCGAGAGAGGUGCUGCUUGCCCAGCCAGAAAGAAGAUGGAGAACAAGGUCCCUAAGGAGGCCGCUGCCCAUGGGGCCAGGGCGGGGCCGAGAGCUAGGCCCACUGCUCCUCCUAAGGGCAGUGCAUCCAAGACCAUGCCUGCACCAUUGGCUGGGGAGAUGGAGGCCCACAAGGACCCGAGAAGGCGUUGUAUGCCCACCAAGGCCUCGUCGUCCAAAGCGGCCAGUAAGAAGACAGAGCCAAGAGCUAGGGGUGUGCUGGGGAGAGACAGAGAUUCUGCUUGA
Messenger RNA from Ceratotherium simum simum (southern white rhinoceros), 1074 nucleotides. The record is from RefSeq and is a predicted model, not a curated record. Lineage: Eukaryota; Metazoa; Chordata; Mammalia; Perissodactyla; Rhinocerotidae.